GAAUAAGAAGAAGAUGGGUUACGUUCUGAGAGUACGAGCUGCGUCAUUCUUUGCAGGGGCUGCGGCGGCGUCGUUUUUGGGGAUUUACAUUCUUCAUAACGAUUACAAGGUUGCCCAUGAAGCAAUUUCUCAACAGAUGAAAGGUUUGCACGAGUCAUUGGAUAGACGAGUUUCGGCUCUAGAAAAGUUGAAACAAAAUGAAGCUUUGCAGCCUGCAGAAGCAACUGACUAGGUGCCUUGACAGUGCUUCUGUUUCUCGAUGUUGUGAAACUAAAAGUCCAUUGUCUCACCUUUUUUCGUUUAGUACCCGAAUAAUUACAACCUUUGAGUGUAUGAAGACACUUGUUGGAUUACAAAUUACCUGAUGUCUUCAUUAUCUGCAUUUUGUGUCAGAUCAAAUUGGUUCUUACAUUUGAACUUGUUCCAAUAUUGCAAAUGCACUGUGCAUAUGCAUUUGUUAGUAAUUUUUUUGGGAGAAAUGAAAUACAAAUAUGCUUUCUUAAUUAA
Cannabis sativa is the source of this 507-nucleotide messenger RNA. RefSeq lists its product as uncharacterized. The record is from RefSeq and is a predicted model, not a curated record. NCBI's taxonomy places the organism in Eukaryota, Viridiplantae, Streptophyta, Magnoliopsida, Rosales, Cannabaceae. The coding region runs from base 14 to 232 and encodes 72 amino acids. The transcript has 2 exons.